This is a messenger RNA of Eutrema salsugineum, 3788 nucleotides long. RefSeq names its product sister chromatid cohesion 1 protein 4. Lineage: Eukaryota; Viridiplantae; Streptophyta; Magnoliopsida; Brassicales; Brassicaceae. Gene Ontology annotation, molecular function: chromatin binding; protein binding. The transcript has 16 exons. Gene Ontology annotation, biological process: mitotic sister chromatid cohesion; synaptonemal complex assembly; replication-born double-strand break repair via sister chromatid exchange. Bases 276 to 3446 code for a protein of 1056 amino acids. The record is from RefSeq and is a predicted model, not a curated record. Gene Ontology annotation, cellular component: cohesin complex; synaptonemal complex.
UCCAAACUUUUUUUUUGCAUAUUGCAAUUCCUCUCUCUUCCACAAAUUUUACUCACGUUUUUGUUUGGGUCGAGUUCGCUGUUGUUGUGUCUGAUCUCUAACAACAAAGAGUUAUUGUCUGAAGAUUCUGCUUCCCCGAAUUGGGUGUUCUUUUGAAGUUUCUGCUAAAUUAGGGUUUCCACGAGGACGAGGACUCUGUUCAAUUAGGCUGUUGGAGUAGUUAAGCUCGGAUUGGUGAAAUCUGCGGGUUUCUUAUCUGGUGUCGAGGACGAGGAAUGUUUUAUUCGCAGUUUAUAUUAGCUAAGAAAGGGCCACUUGGGACAAUAUGGAUUGCGGCCCAUUUGGAGAGGAAGCUUCGAAAGAAUCAGGUGGCUGAUACUGAUAUUGGAGUCUCCGUUGAUUCUAUUCUCUUUCCGGAAGCUCCAAUCGCAUUGAGAUUGUCUAGUCAUCUUCUGCUUGGCGUGGUGCGUAUAUAUUCAAGAAAGGUGAAUUACCUCUUUGAUGAUUGCAGCGAGGCAUUGCUUAAGGUAAAACAAGCUUUUCGCUCUGCUGCGGUUGACCUACCCCCUGAAGAAUCCACAGCGCCAUAUCACUCAAUUACGUUGCCAGAGACAUUUGAUCUUGAUGAUUUUGAGCUUCCAGACAAUGAGAUCUUUCAGGGUAAUUACGUUGAUCAUCAUGUGAGUACAAGAGAGCAGAUCACCCUUCAGGAUACCAUGGAUGGUGUUGUAUUCUCAACAUCGCAAUUUGGAUUAGAUGAGCGAUUUGGUGAUGGCGACACUUCUCAAGCUGCUUUGGAGCUUGACGAGGAAGUAUUCCAGGAUAAGGAUGCUAGAGGAUCCGUUGAUGAGGGAGUCCAAGGUACUGAUCACAAUGCAUAUCUGGAUGCGGCAACACCGGAGAUCAAGGAUGAAAUGAUAGGAGUUUCCGAAGCCUUGCCCAGAGAUGUCAAUGAAGACCAGGUUGAAGGUAGUGGUAUGAGUAAUGAGUUCAUUGAAGAUGCCCAAGCUCCUCAGACCCCUGGAUUAGUUGAGGUGCCAAACUCGUCUAGUGUCAGAGAGCAGCUGGCAUGCGAUGAUCACAUGGAGGUAGAGGAUCUGAAUGCUGCAGAAGGUAAGAAAGCCUCUGGAGAGGUGGCUGCUAAUGAGAUGCAUAAACGUGAUGAAGAGUUGUCUUCUGAGUGUAAUGCCGGAGAAUCGGCAGUUAUUCCCAUGGAGGUCGAUAAGUCGCUGAUAGAUGGAAAUGUUAAUGCGCAAAAUGAGCCAGAGGAGGAGAGGGCAGAGCACGUACAUGUUACAUCGCCAUGUUGUUCUCAUAUCACCACCGAGAUGGAGGAUCCUGGUCAAGUAACGACUGAGGCUGGGACCAAUGUUAAUAAUGUAGUAGCUGAUAAGUCAGAUGAUGUUCCUCCAGUUGAGUCCCCUGGAGGGCCUACGAUGAGUAAUACUGAGCAUUGUUUAUCCCAGGAACCAAAAGAUCCUGGAGAAGAGAACCAAGAUCAUUUUGCCAUUGCCACUGAGGUCAAUCAGGAAACAGAUUCCAGUUUACAAGGAGAUCGGGAAGCGUACUGUAGACCAGAUGCGCAGCUGAAUAAUGCACACGCAACUGAUGAUGAACAGUUGGGAAAUCUGACUGGAUCUACUGACUCUGCUUUGCCUGCACCUGAGAAGGUAUUAACUGCACCUAACAGACUGGGGGAUGAAAAUGGUUUCAUGGUUGAAUCUACGCCAGAUAAAGAAGAUCCUGGCACGUGUAACGAUGAUGCAGGAAAUAAUAACAUUACUGGGAAGAAACGCACUUUUACUGAGAGCACUCUAACUGCAGAAAGUUUGAACUCUGUUGAGUCAGUUGGACUGAUUAAGUCGAAGAGAACUGCAGAUUCUGUUCCUGAUGACGAUGACUUGUUGUCUUCCAUCUUAGUUGGAAAGUCAUCUUUUUUGAAGAUGAGGCCUACCCCUGUGCUUGAAUUAGCAUCUACAAAACGGUUACGAGCUGCUCCUCGUUCUAGUUCAACAAAGAGGAAGGUUCUAAUGGAUGACCCUAUGGUCUUGCAUGGCGACGUUAUACGGCAACAGCUGACAAACACUGAAGGUAUACGCCGUGUGCGAAAGAAGGCACCUUGCACCAUUCCUGAAAUCAUAAUGCUUCAAAGGCAGGCUUUGGAGGAUGGACUCUUGAAGGAGCCAAUAUUCACUGGUAUGUCAGUGGAAUUAGUAUCUCUACAUAAUGAGCCGUAUGAUUUAAGAGGAAUCACGGUAAUCAAGAAUGAUGACCGUCAUGCUUCUGUUGGAGUGGUGGAAGACAAUGAAUGUUCUGUAAGGGCUGUGAAAGAAAACGAAACUGAAGAAACCUCUGCUCUUCUUGUUCGCCCAAAUGAUUCUGAGGAGCGACCUGCCGAGGCUCAUACUGAACCACAGGACCAACCAAUCCAAGACCAAUCGGAAGAAGGAGAAGACAAUAACGAGCUUGGUGAAAAAUUAGGUGACUUAGAAGUUUUAAAGGAAGGUGAAGGAGCUGCUGAGGAAGUAAAUCUUGUAGUGAAUGACGAGAUCAGUCAAAUGCCAUCUGAGGAUAAACUCGAUCGUGUAGAGGGUGUAGAGGAUUUACAGGUGGAAGGAUACCAUGAAAACCAUGAUGGAGGGAUAGGUGGUGAAGAUGUUUGUGCUGAUCUUAACGAAAAAAAUAUCAGUGAUAUUAUCGAAAUUGCUGAAGGAGAUGUAGAUAACAACGCCAUUACCAAUGAGACAGACUUGAAAGUUGAAGAUGAACUUCCACAUGAAGAUAAUAAGACGGAUGGACCAGCUGAAGUUAGCGAGGUUGGGGUAGAUGACCGGACUCCAUGCGAUAACACAAUUGGUUCUAUAUGCGUAGAAGCUGGUGAUUUUAGUAAUCUGGCCUUGGAAAGUUGCAAUCCACCUCUUGUGGAAGCAGAUAAUGGUGAGAUGAAUCCAGAGAUAGAGUCGGAUAAUAAAUACGAACCGAAUAAUGAGACAUUUAAUGAGGAGGCGUAUAUGCAAAGUGCACCAGAUGAAGAACCUACUUCUCGUGAUGGUCUUAUGAUAGAUAACGAUGGAAUGGAAACCAUGGAAGUGGCACAUGACACAGGAUUUUUGAAUGUGGAUGAUGAUGAUGUUGAUGAAGAUCAUGAGGACGAUGGUAUGCAAGAUGGUGAUGAAACUCGUCUUCUAGAGAACAGUGGGUGGUCUUCUCGUACCAGGGCUGUGGCGAAGUAUCUCCAGACGUUAUUUGAUAAAGAAGCUGAGAAUGGGAAGAAUGUUAUUGUAGCAGACAAACUUUUAGCUGGGAAAACCCGUAAAGAAGCAUCAAGAAUGUUUUUCGAAACCCUGGUUUUGAAAACUAGAGAUUACAUCCAAGUUGAACAAGCUAAGCCUUAUGAAAGCAUCAUUAUAAAACCGCGACCAAAACUCACCAAAUCCAUCUUCUAGACAGAGAAAAUGAGUCUUAUAGUUGCAGAUAGGUAGUUUGGUCCAACCCGAAAAUAUCCAUCCGAAAUGAUUCUCCUUCUCUAAAGAUAUACAAUUUCCCCCUUUUUAAGGCGUAAUGUAGUAGUAAUAUAGUAUCAAUGGUGUUGUAGCUUAACCAUCCAAGUAGCUGGAGGUUGGUCUUUGUCAUUAUUUUAUCUUUAUAUAUAUGAGUUGUUGUAUGUGUAUAUAUAUUGGUGCCACCAUGAUCAUCACCAGUUUAAAUUUGAGAGAUGCUAAUUUUAUUUUCUUUGGAUACCCAAACUUCUCCGGUAUGUGAUAUUGAACUUGAGGAUGCCUGAGGAA